Messenger RNA from Rhineura floridana, 2189 nucleotides. RefSeq lists its product as uncharacterized. Bases 246 to 923 code for a protein of 225 amino acids. Lineage: Eukaryota; Metazoa; Chordata; Lepidosauria; Squamata; Rhineuridae. The transcript has 2 exons. The record is from RefSeq and is a predicted model, not a curated record.
CUUCUGAAUUUGCCACUGCUAGUGGCUGGGAGGGGAGACUGCCCCAAGGGCUCUUUGCUCGUGAUGGACGCGUGGGGAUCGGGCCCAGCCAGCUGCGUCCGCUUGCCUUUCCCGGCUUCUUGGAAGGAUAUAAAGGCGAGCUGGGAGGGCAUGGAACCGGAGUGUUUGGCUGCUUACAAAGGCUCGCUUGCACGCGGCGGGUUUGGGUUGGCGAAGAGGCGUCCCCGUUGGCAGGUGUCGGCCUCAUGGCUUUGCUGUGCGCCCUGGUGCCGCUGUUGGUUUUCGGGGGUGCGUCCGCGGGGACAGAGGAGGACGACGUGGGCUGGAGGGAGCGAGCGGUGGGAGCUUCCCAAAGUUGGGGGCAGCGCGGGGAAGCGAAGGGCACCUGCUGCCCGCCUGAGGACAUCUGGUUGGACAAGCAGCCGCCCCUGUCCCUCGGCCCGCUGGAGCGGAACGCCGGCUAUGGCCGAGUAGAGGCGAAGGCCGGCCCCGAGGCUGAGAAGCCGGUUGACUGGGACUUCAAUAUUGUCCUUAUCAUAUUACUCAUUGGUGAACUUGUUUGCAUUGGACUCUUCUUAUACCACCGCAAAUUCCAACGUUGCUUGUGGUCCUGCCUUAUGCGAUGCUGUCGGUGCUGGCACGAUCACCUUAGCUCUCCUUCAAGGACCCCUCUCAAUAACUCUCCUCAGCCCUAUGGUGCCUGCGUAUCCAUAGUUCCAUCAUCCUCUGCUGCUGAAGGUUCGCGGAGAGUCCGAUGGUCCCCUCUUCCUUCAGAUGAUGCAUCGUCUGUGCAUUCCAGUCGUGCGGGUGCUGAAAUCCCCAGGAGUGAAGGGUUCACUUUGUGUCCUGUGACUCUUGCACCUAGAACUCAUUGUAGUCCUCAUCACACCCCGGAGGCUGUCUUUGGGGAAGACAUGGUCUAGCCAAUGGUGUAUUUGGUCCCCUUCCAAGUGAGAGGUGUGGUGCACCUGCCAAAGAAGAAUCAUGCUCAGUAGUCCUAGAUCUCUCUUAGGAUCAGGGAACUGAUUUAAUGUUUUGACUAGACUGCUUUUAACUGUAGUGACUUACUUUCCCAAACCUGUGCUUCAUACUUUUACAGACUAAGAAGCUAGUAUGUCAUGGUGACAUCUAUAUGCUAAGUCUUUACUAUGCCAUGCCCCAAUCAAUGAAUUGCUUUAGAGCAUGGACAGGGAACCUGGUGGCCCUCCUGUUUAGCCUCCCAUUAUCCCUAGCCAGCAUGGCCAAUGGUCAGGCACAGGCUAAGGCUAUUCUAGUCCAUUAGCACAUUUUCCAUCCCUGCUCUAGAGGAACCAGUCUUGGAGAUAAGCCAUAACCCCAUAUAUAUGGAUUGUUACAGUGUUGGUGGGGUGAGGACAUGGGAUCUACAAAAAGGAUAUUUCACAUCAACCUUUUCCUGUGCAGUCACUGGCGGUAAGUCAACAGGACGUGUACAAAUACAUGUAUGUAUACAGUUUUGCAUGUGUCCUUGAACUGCAUUACUAAAUACUCUGCCCAGAGAAUGGCAAUCCCCGCCCCAUCUGUUAACAUUGACCCUUGACAGAGAAAGAAUGGGAGCCUUCUAACUCAAAAGGAAAGUAGUGUGUAUAUAUGUGGGGCGACUUGGGUCAUGUCCAAAGCAUAGUUGCCAUUGGCAGUGUCAUGGUUGCGUGGCUACCAGGCCUUUCCUUUCAUGGGCAGAGCUAGUUCUUUGCUGUCAGUUGUGGCUCAGCAGGGAGGCCACUGAAUAGCGGAAGCCUAGAGACUGUCCCUGAAACAUACUCCUUGCACAUGACCAGCAAAGAGAUGACCAAAGUAUUGUUAAACUGCUACAUGAAACUCGCUUGGAAGGGAGAGACCUUAGUAUUUUUAAAUCUGUGUGGGAUGUACGCUGGGCUCUUUUAUGAUUGAUUGAAUACCUAUUGUCAUACGCCAGAAACAUGUCUUCACAUUUACUGUGGGAUUACAUGCCACGUGAAACCCCAAGACUACUUUUAAUCUUGCAAAUUGUUUGACCGCUUCUUCAAUAUUAACUCCAAAGAAGCAAAGCAGGAAAUAUAUACCACCUGCAUGGAAAUCCUUGUGGGAUGCAAGAAGCUGUUUUUACCUUGCUUUUAGCAGAGACGCUUGUCAAAUGAAUGUUUCCACAUGUAUGUGCCAAAGCACUAAUAAAGUUUGUACUUUUCUGAUAA